AUUGAGGAUCUUCGUUCCCAACUUUUGAGAGCAGAAGAAGACCGUGUAGAAUUGCAACAUCAAAUUUCACAUAUUGCUAUGCACCGCCAGAGCUACCAGGAUGUACAAGAUGAUGACAGGAGAAUUAGAACAGUAGCUGAAAGAUAUGAGAGAGAGAAGCAAGAACUGGAGAAACAUAUUUUGGAACUUAAAGCAAAGCUGAGUCAUAAUGCUGUAAUGUCAGAAGUAGAAGAACUAAAGAGAUGCAUAGAGCAUAAGGACAAGGAGAAAGCACAGCUUGUAAUGCAUAUACAGGUGUUAACAUCUGAUCUGGAAAACAGGGAGAAACAGCAGGAAAAAAUGCUGGACCAGCUAAAGGAGAUAGAGAGUUGCUACAAGGCUUGUGAGAAUGGACGUAGACAAACUGAACUCCAGUCUGCUGAGUUAGCUCAACAGGUUGAAGAGAGUACCAAGGAAGCAGACCGGUACCUCACUGAAUUCAAGCAUUCAGAGGCACUCAGGCUGGAGAUUGAGAAAAAAAGGGAAGAUCUGAAGGUAAGAGCACAGGAAACCAUCCGCCAGUGGAAGCUGAAAUGUAAGAAACUGGAUCGUGAGGUGGAAAAACAAAAUGAAACUAUCAACCAACUGAUGGACAAGAACAGUCAGGCCCUCAAAGAAAAGGAUGACCUCAGAAGUCAACUUCUCUCUGCUAUACACCAAAUAGAAAACCUUCAGAAAGAGCUGAAUGAUGUACUUACAAAGAGAGCCCAACAGGAAGAACUCCUCCACUGCAAAGAGGCAAAACUGAAUGAAAUGAAGUCUCACCAGGUAUCACUUGAAGAAGAGAUCAAAGAAGUUCAAGAUACUGUAAAUAAAUUGGAGAAUGAGUUGAAAAAGCAAGUUUUUCUACAAAAUCAAAUGCAAGCUGAAAAGGAACACUUGGAGACAGAACUUGCAACUAGUAACUUGAUACAUAAAAAAGACCAAGAAAGACUCUUAGAAAUGCAAGCAGAUGUAAAAAACUUAAGCUCUGUACGUGUGGAACUAACAAACAGAAUAGCAGAAGAGGAGAAAGUCAAAAAGGAAUUACAUAAGAGCCUCUCAGAUCUCCAGAAACAGCAGGAAUCUAAGCAUGAAGAGAUGACUUCAGCUAACAGGCAGCUGAAGAUGGAGAGAGAAGUUCACAAACAGGAGUUGGCAGAUCUUAGAUCAGAGUUACAAAAUGUUAAAAUCAAACAUGAACGAAAUGUUCAAGAGCUCACGAAACUCCUUAAACAAGAAAAGGAUGAUGCAGAGGCUCAGAUUAGAAUGCUAAAGAUGGAACUUGUAGAAGAAAAAAACAUAGUCAAGGCUCAGUGUCGACAACUGGAGAAGAUAAAAAUUGAGUGUGAUAAAUUGACAGAAGAAUUAACACAAAAUGAAGAAGAAAAUAUAAAACUCAGGCGGAAAUGUGAGUUUGUAAAACAAGAACUGGAGAAAAAGGAUAAACAGAUCAGCAAUGAAGAAGAUCAUUUGAGAAGGAUGGAUGAGGCCAAACUGCAGUUUAAGGAUCAGCUGCACCACUUAGAAAUGGAACAGGAAUCCAUUCUCACCAUGAUAGGAAGUGAAAUUGAUGCUGCUUGUGAAAUUUUUUCUCGGGAUUCCAUGGAGAAAUUCAAA
This is a messenger RNA of Balearica regulorum gibbericeps (East African grey crowned-crane), 1638 nucleotides long. The record is from RefSeq and is a predicted model, not a curated record. NCBI's taxonomy places the organism in Eukaryota, Metazoa, Chordata, Aves, Gruiformes, Gruidae.